Molecule: messenger RNA, 2048 nt
Organism: Varroa destructor (honeybee mite)
Lineage: Eukaryota; Metazoa; Arthropoda; Arachnida; Mesostigmata; Varroidae
Product: copper homeostasis protein cutC homolog
Molecular function (GO): copper ion binding
Source: RefSeq, a predicted model, not a curated record
AGAACUCAUGAGCGUAAUUUGACGUUCCGUAUUAUUCCUAAGGCCUUUAAGUUAUCCAGUUUGCGUGCAUCCUAUAAUAAUUAAAGAGAUGUUGUGGCAGUUAUUUGCCUCUGUUAGACCUUUAACACAUUUUCGAUUAAUUCCACCAUAUAGGACAUGCAAAAGCAGGCCGGUCGGACAGCAUGAGCCUAUCGUAUACUCGAAAUCAAAAGCUAGCAAAUGGAAGGCCAGUCAAACAUUACGGGUUCCAGAUAGCGUUCAAAAUAUUCCGAAUGCUCAACCGUAUUCGAUAGUCGUUUCGCUCAGCAUCUUUAUGAUCUAUUUCUUCAUAUUACGGGAAGAGAACGACAUUGAUGAACUAUUCGAACGUCCACUUCAGCAGACGGUUACCGAUAUCAAGAAGACGGACUGGGGUCAAAUCGGAAGAAAAUAACGUAGCCAGUCGAAAUGGGUUUGCAGUGAAGCAAAAUGAAUGUUGUAUCAUACAAAUAAUAAAUUAAUAAUUCUUAAUGAAAAGUUUUUGCAGUAAACGUUUUAUGGUAAUGAAAGGAAUAGCACAAAUAUACAGUUCAGCUAAAUGCUAUACGUUGUACUUUGUAGCAAUUGAUUGCACUGUAGUUACGCGUACUAAAGCGGAAUAAAAAUCAAAGAAGAAGUCCCUUUACAUUUGCAACCUGGUUUACAUGUCCAGUUUCUUAAUGUCCAAGAAGGAAAGCAAGUUAUGGUAACGGAAAGGUUUUUGUUAUAUGAAAACAAGAGUAACUGUGUGAUGAAAAAGUAAGCUUCAUGAAAAAUUUACAGUGUUCAAUUUGGAAAAUAAUGUGAGAUUGUAAAUACGUACGCGAAGUUUACUAGUGACAUCUCGUUAGAGAAACUGAAUCGUUUGAUUCAAUUGUGUCAUACAAAAUAAAACCAUAUUAUGUCUGUUUCUUACAGAUGCGCUAGCUAGAAACUAGCUUAAUAGUAAACGCUAUUGAUAUUCUUUAUCCGUCUCGAAAGUUCAUUUAAUUUCGACUAAAAUAUUGUGCUACAGUACCCAUGCUUGCCCAGAGAUGACGGUUUUACGUCUGGACCGCAUUUUUGUAUUCUCCUUCGCUACUGCUUGCACUUUGUGCGUUAAAGCUAUUUGUGCUUAAGGUUUUCAUUUAUCUUACAGUUCGCGAAAAUUCUGAUGAGGUCAUAUCGAGGUACGAACGAUAUGUUGAAAAUGUAUAAUAUAAUUUACAUAGUUACGUAAAUAUAAUAUAAAGUGGCAUUAUUAGCCAUUUUAUAUUAUAUUGCGACAUGAUAUUAUACGGAGGAUGCCAAUAAUUCAUCACAAACACUAACACAAAUAAAUUUAAACUGUGGCACCAAAAUUGAAUGUGAAUAUUUGUCAGAUAAUGUAUAAAAACAAAUUUUCAGUUUCCCAUAAGACGCGUUGGCGCGAGAAAUUUUUAUUAAAAUUAACAGCCCCUCAUUCUAUAAUGGUGGCGUGCCUCUUUCAAAGAAAACCGUAGAUUUGUUGUGUAGACGAAGUCUUUCGAUCUGGAAAAGUGACCGAAAUUUGAAUGGGCCUGAUCCCGGUAGGAUGCUUAUGUGGUGAUAACUUCCUAACUAUGGUAGGUUGUUAGCCCACACUUUGUUUAGUUUGAAAUUGACGUGGUAACGGAAAUUAGGUAUUUAUAACAGCUGAUGUUGGUUCCGAUUCGAAUGCUGAAAAAAAGUUAAAUGUCUGUUUGGUACAAUAAUACUUCGCAUAUUACAAAAUACACCGCGUGACAAAGCGCCAUCUGGUAGGAGCAAGCCACAUUAUUCAAGUGGCCGACUAUUCAGCUGAUCGAAUCUGUUUAUCGUUCAUUCAGCAGGCCCGGAGCCUUGAGCGUGAGCCCCAGCAUAAGGUAACACACAGUGACAUUGUUCCAGCUAUUUCAGAAAUGAAUUCUUCCAGAAGAGGCCCACAGUUUUACUUGGUGCGCAUAACCACAGAAUCAAACAUCUGGCAUUCAAAUUACGCUGGCAGCCUUGGCUGAGCACUUACAGAAGAUCACUUAAUAAAUAAGAAGCAA